AUGUCUCUUACCGGAUCUCCUCCAUCGAUUGUCGUGGAUGCUAAUGGCGAGACACAAGUCUAUACGCUCACCAACAGUGGCAUGACAGAUCUCGUAUUUAAACUGAAGACUUCCAACAAUACGGACUACCUUUUCAAACCGGUAUUUGCGUUUAUUAAAGCCGGUACUACACAACGAGUCGAGGUGGUCCGUAAGAAGGGAUCACCAAAAACAGACAAAUUCGUCGUUCAGUAUGCAGUAAUGCCUCCAAAUGCUAGAGAUCCUCAAAGCGCUUUUCCUUCAACACAACAGGUUCUUGGACAAAUCACAGUUGGACUGUAUGCUCUUCCUUAA
Haemonchus placei is the source of this 333-nucleotide messenger RNA. The record is from the annotation of a GenBank genome assembly. NCBI's taxonomy places the organism in Eukaryota, Metazoa, Nematoda, Chromadorea, Rhabditida, Trichostrongylidae.